Molecule: messenger RNA, 3492 nt
Organism: Tachyglossus aculeatus (Australian echidna)
Lineage: Eukaryota; Metazoa; Chordata; Mammalia; Monotremata; Tachyglossidae
Gene: SLC4A9
Product: solute carrier family 4 member 9
Biological process (GO): transmembrane transport; regulation of intracellular pH; monoatomic anion transport
Cellular component (GO): plasma membrane; basolateral plasma membrane
Molecular function (GO): monoatomic anion transmembrane transporter activity; solute:inorganic anion antiporter activity; sodium:bicarbonate symporter activity
Source: RefSeq, a predicted model, not a curated record
CUCCACCCAACGCCCACAGCCCACAGGCCACCAUGAAGCCGCAGGAGAAGCCGGAAGACCCCGACACCGACCCGACCGGCGCCCAGAUCAGCCGCACCCAGAGCCAUGGGGGGCCGGGAGACCCGGGGGACCCAGGGGUCCCGGGCCCGGACCAGAGGGGCCCCCAAGACCCUGCCCCCACCCUCUUUAUUCAGCUCAAUGAGCUGCUGGGGGGACCCCAGGCUCCUGAAUGGAAGGAGACUGCUAGAUGGCUGCGCUUUGAAGAGAAGCUGGAGCUUGGGGGUGCUCGCUGGAGCAGCCCCCACGUCCCGACCCUGCCCCUGCACAGCCUGCUGGCCCUCCGCCGGGCCUUGCUGGCCGGGGGCCUCGUCCUCCCAGACUGCCCCUCCUGGGACCUCCCCCAGCUCAUAGAGCAGGUGAUGGGCCUCCCCGAGCUGGGCCCGGCCCUGAGCCCGGAGCUCCGGGCCAGGCUGGCCUCCCUUCUGCUCCAGAGACCAGAGCACCACAUCCCGGCCACGUGGAGGAGGCUGCUCACCCACCUGGGUUCUCCGGCCUGCUGGGGUUCGGCUCAUUCCCGCCAAGACCCCACUGCUGGGAAGACCCCACAGGAGGAGCAGAGGCAGAACCCGCUGGAACAGAAGCUGCCCCCGGGGACCGAAGCCGCGGUCAUCCUGGCCGGGGAGCUGGACUUUCUGGAGCGGCCGCUGACGGCCUUCGUGUGCCUGCGGGCCCCCCAGGUGCUGGGGACCCUAGUCGAGGUGCCCCUGCGCAUCAGGUUUGUCUGUAUCCUCCUGGGCCCCCCGGGGCGACCGAGGGGCUACCACGAGCUGGGCAGAGCCGUAGCCGUGCUUCUGAGUGACCAGCUGUUCCAGUGGUCAGCCCGGCGGGCCCGGGGUCCCCAGGACCUGGUGGCUGGGAUAGACGCCUUCUUGGACGACCUGACGGUCCUGCCUCCCGGCAAGUGGGACCCCACCGCCCGCCUCCCCCCGCCCAGGUGCCUGCCCCCCGACCACAGGAGCCCAGCCCCGCACCCUGAGACCCACUGUGACCGCAGGCUUCCCCCGGAGCUGCGGGAGAACCAGGCCGCCUGCAACGGGAAGGUGUUGCGGGCCGCGGACAGACGCGGGCACCAGGCAGAACCCAGCGAGGAGCUCCGAAGGACUGGCCGGCUGUUCGGGGGCCUGGCGCAGGACGUGCGCAGGAAGGCCCCCUGGUACCUGAGUGACUUCCUGGACGGCCUGGACGUGCAGUGCUUCUCGGCCGUGCUCUACAUCUACCUGGCCACCGUCACCAACGCCAUCACCUUCGGCGGCAUGCUGAGCGACGCCACCGGCAACUUCCAGGGCGUCUUGGAGAGUUUCCUGGGCACGUCAGUGGCGGGUGCCACGUUCUGCCUCUUUGCUGGUCAGCCCCUCACCAUUUUGAGCAGCACUGGGCCCAUCCUGGUCUUCGAACGGCUCCUUUUCUCCUUCUGCAGGGAUCACGGUCUGGAUUACAUGCCCUUCCGCCUAUGGGUUGGGAUCUGGGUGGCCACUUUCUGCCUGGCGCUGGUAGCCACCGAGGCCAGCUACCUGGUGCGCUACUUCACGCGCUUCACGGAGGAAGGCUUCUGUGCCCUGAUCAGCCUCAUCUUCAUCUACGACGCCGUCAGGAAGCUGCUGAGCCUGGCCGAGCUGCACCCCUUCCACCGCCCGGACCGGGCCUCCGGCUUCCCCCUCUACAGCUGCCUCUGCCACUUCCCCGCCCAGGGAGGUGAGGCCGCCCGCCGCGGGACGCUGGCAGCGAACGCGUCUCUGUGGAACCAGACGAGACCGGCGGCGGGAGAUGGGGACCUGGUCUUGGGGACGGAGCUGGGCCUCGUCAACGUGUCCUUGCUGCUGAGACCCGAGUGCCUUGAGGGGGGGGGUCGCCUGCUGGGACCCGGCUGUCCCUACGUGCCGGACGUGGCCUUCCUGUCCGUCCUCCUCUUCCUCUCCACCUUCUUCUCCGCCAUGAUCCUCAAGCACUUCAAAUCCAGCCCCUUCUUCCCUACCACGGUGCGGAAAGCGGUCAGUGACUUCUCCAUCAUCCUGGCCAUCCUACUGGGCUGCGGGCUGGAUGCCGCCUUUGGACUCGACACCCCCAAGCUCAUCGUGCCCAGCGAGUUCAAGCCGACGCACCCUGGCCGGGGCUGGCUGGUGCCGCUGUUUGGGGCCAACGCCUGGUGGCUGUGCCCGGCGGCUGCCCUCCCUGCCGUGCUGCUUGCCAUCCUGGUGUUCAUGGACCAGCAGAUCACCGCCGUCAUCCUCAACCGCAAGGAGUACCGCCUUCAGAAGGGUGCCGGCUUCCACCUGGACCUGUUCUGGGUGGCGAUGCUCAUGCUUCUGACCUCAGCCGUGGGAUUGCCCUGGUACGUCUCGGCCACGGUCAUCUCCCUGGCCCACAUGGACAGCCUCAAGCGGGAGAGCUCCGCCUGCAUCCCCGGAGAGCCCGCCCGCUUCCUGGGCAUCAGGGAGCAGCGACUGACAGGCCUGCUGGUCUUCAUCCUUACUGGGGUCUCGGUGUUCCUAGCGCCCAUCCUCAAGUUCAUCCCCAUGCCCGUUCUCUACGGCAUCUUCCUCUACAUGGGCGUGGCAGCUCUCAGCAGCCUCCAGUUGGUGGAGCGGGUGCAGCUACUGCUAGUGCCCGCCAAGCACCAGCCCGACCUCCUGCUGCUCCUGCGCCACGUGCCCCUGCGCCGCGUCCACCUCUUCACCGCCGUCCAGCUGCUCUGCCUCGCCGGGCUCUGGCUCCUCAAGGCCACCGCCGCAGCCAUCGUCUUCCCCCUCAUGCUGCUGGGCCUGGUGGGGAUCCGGAAGGCCCUGGAGCGCGUCUUCUCGCAGCAGGAGCUGACCUGGCUGGACGAACCGAUGCCGGAGCCGGAGCGGGCGUGGGCCAAGGAUGAGGAGGAGCAGGGGGAGGAGGAGGAGGAGGAAGAGGAAGAGCUCCCACCCCGGCUGGAGCCCGGGGAGUCCGGCAGCGAGGAUUCUGAGCUGCUGUAUCAGCCCAAGGGCCCCGAAAUCAACAUCUCCGUGAAUUAGUGCCAAGAGGAUGAGGAGGGGGAAGCGGAGGAAGAGGAGGAGGAGGAGGAGGAGGAGGAGGAAGACAGGAUCACUGCAGACCCAACCCUGAGAGGUGCCCUGCAAGCCUCUCCCCGCUGAUUCCGAAAUGAAGCCGCCACCGCUGAGUCCCUCCCUCCCUCAGCAUCGCGCACGGUGACCAACUCGAUGGGGACGGAAGGGCCAGGAGGAGGAGGAAGACGGGGAGAGCAGCUCACCCAUCCUCACCCCCCCAGUUGGCCGCUGUCACUACCCACUUCCAGAGUAGAGCUCUGCCCCCCUGUACCCCCCCAACCCCCACAGCUGGUGGUCCAGCACCUUUGGGGGAGAAAAGUAGUUCGCACAUCCCCUCCCUGAUGCGGAAGACUUUGUCUUCUAACUUUAUUGUACUCUUCCCAGUGCUUAGUACAGUGCU